AUGCAAGAUCGCUAUUGGUGGGAAGGACCAGAGUUUUUGAAGAAGCCAAUAAAGGAAUGGCAGCGCCCAGUCUACCAGCUUUGGGAAGACGUAAUUGGCGACGACUCCGGCGCUUUUACCAACGACAACUUCACUCGCGAACAAGACGAGACACAUUACGCGCUCAUGGACCUCUGCCGCUACAGCACGUUUGCGAUGGCGAAACGAGGAGCAACCUGGAUUCUUCUGCUUAUGAAGAAAACCAUGUGGAGAUUAAAAAAAACGCCAAGGAUAGAAUUGUAG
Haemonchus placei is the source of this 282-nucleotide messenger RNA. NCBI's taxonomy places the organism in Eukaryota, Metazoa, Nematoda, Chromadorea, Rhabditida, Trichostrongylidae. The record is from the annotation of a GenBank genome assembly.